This is a messenger RNA of Anguilla anguilla (European eel), 2288 nucleotides long. Its product is annotated as zinc-binding protein A33-like. The transcript is spliced from 6 exons. Bases 26 to 1444 code for a protein of 472 amino acids. The record is from RefSeq and is a predicted model, not a curated record. Lineage: Eukaryota; Metazoa; Chordata; Actinopteri; Anguilliformes; Anguillidae. Gene Ontology annotation, molecular function: protein binding; zinc ion binding.
GAGACGGGGUGUAGGCCUACGAACAAUGGCGAUAAAACCGUCGUUUUUAGAAGAGGAGCUCCUCUGUUCUGUGUGCUGUGACACCUUCAAUGACCCUGUUGUUCUACAGUGUAGCCACAGCUUUUGUGACGACUGCCUGCAGCGAUGCUGGAAAGAGAAGAGAAGUCGAGAGUGUCCCGUCUGUAGAAGGAAGUCAUCCGUUCCCAAGCCUCCAGUUAAUCUGGCUUUAAAGAACAUCGUGGAGUUGUAUUUAAAACAGAAAACCCAGAGCGAAGCCGAAGUCUUUUGCCGUCUUCACGGAGAGAAACUUCUUCUUUUCUGUGAGGAUGACGACGAGCCUCUUUGCGUCGUGUGUCAGACUUCAAAAAAGCACAGAAAUCAUCAGCUCUGUCCAGUGGAAGAGGCUGCUCUAGAUCUGAAGAAAAACCUCAAGACUGCACUGGAUCCCAUGAAACAGAAACUGCAAAUAUUCACUGAAGUUAAACAACAGUUUGAGAAUAUUGCAGAACACAUCCGGACUCAAGGUUCCGACACGGAGAUGCAGAUAAAGGCAGAGUUUGCGAAGCUCCACAAGUUCUUGCAAGAUGAAGAAGCGAUAAGUCUAAGUGCGCUAAAGAAAGAAGUGGAUCAAAAGAGCCAGGCAAUGAAGGAGAAGAUAGAAAGCAUCACGAAACUUGCCUCCGCACUUUCAGAAAAAAUCACAGCUAUACAGAAAGUCAUAGAGAGUGAAGACAUCUUGAUCAUAAAGAGGUACAAAGAUGCCAACAGAAGAGCCCAGUGCACACUGGAGGACCCGGAGCUGCCUUCCUGGGGGUCGCUCGUUGAUGUGGCCAAACACCUGAGCAACCUGAAGUUCAGAGUCUGGGAGAAGAUGCUGGAGAUGGUGCAGUACACCCCUGUGAUUCUGGAUCCCAACACGAUGUCCCCCUGGCUCUGUCUGUCAGAUGACCUGACCUGUGUGAGGCUCACUGAAGUUGAACAACAGAUUCCUGAAAACCCAGAGAGGUGUUCCCGUGUCGUAAUGGUAUUGGGCUCAGAGGGUUUUACUUCAGGGAAACACAGCUGGGAGGUGGAGGUGGGGAACAAAUCUGCCUGGACUAUAGGAGUAGUGCAAGAGUCAAUCAACAGAAAGGAGGCCAUUUCAUGCAACCCAGGGAGUGGAUUCUGGGUCCUAGCGCUGAGGAACGGUGAUGAUUACUUUGCAAUUGGAGUUGCUGACCUCAAACUGAAGAGGAAACCCCAGAGGAUCAGAGUACACCUGGACUAUAACAGGGGGGAGGUGUCCUUCUUCAACUCCAGUGACAUGUCACACAUUUACACUUUUAAAGGCAAAUUCACCAAAAAAAUAUUCCCAUAUAUCAAUCCCCGCUACAAUGAUGAUGGCAGAAAUGCUGGGGCCCUGCAGAUCUGUCCAUUGUCUUUAAGAGUGAUGAAAUCCCAUUGAGUGUGUCAUUAAUAAUGAUGCCAUCUCAGUGAGCGUAUUAUUAAUCGUGAUGUCAUCUCAGUGAGUGCAUCAUCUCAGUGAAGGUGCCUGUAACUGAUGUGACCUAAACUAUUAAAACCCGUUGAAGUGGAUUGGAUGGGGCUUUGUAGUCAACAUUUAUUCAUCUAGUAGUCUUUUCACACUUGCAGUGCCCUCUUUUACAGCACCUGCUCUCCAUAGUUUCCUUGCAUGUUGCUAUUGCAGUGUUUGCUGUCCCAUAGCUUUAACUGUUCUGUGAUUUUGUGUGUUUUGUAUCUUGAUGAUCUUGUUUGUAUGUUUCUUGUGUACACUUUGUGAUGUUCUGUCGUGAAUGGUUUUUAUUUCUUUUAAGCCCCGCAAACAAAUUGCCCCAAGGAGAUAAUACAAAUUUGAUUUCUUUUGAUUUGAUUAUCAGUAUGUCUUUUCCCCUUAUCAGUCUGCAGUGCACACAUAAUCUCUAAUAAUCACAUUGAGGUUUAGAUUAUUUGCACUGCAUUGUUGUAAUGACUGAAAUGUAUGGUACCAGCAGAUUCUUGGCAUCAUUCUGAAAAUGAUUAGUUAUGGGAUAAUAUUUAAACUGUACAGAUAUGAGAGGUGUUGGGUAAAAUGCUACCCUUAUGUUACGACCCCUGCCUCUGCUUGCCUGGGUAGUGCAGGUGGAGGAAGUUGUUUAAUUACCUAAUUGCCUGAUUGCCUCCACCUGCCUGUGAGCCAACUUAAGCCCAGCAGUAUGAAGCAAACCGAGAUCUUCUUUCAGGUUUCUUUUGUGUGAUUUGAUUUGUGGUUUUGGGUUUGUAGUUUUUGUGAAGAUCGUUUUGUUUGAACU